AUUCAUGGACCAGACCACCCAGACACCCUAACAAGUGUCGAGGGCCUGGCUGGGGCACUACUAGACCAAGGAAAGUACGACGAAUCAGAGAAGAUGCAUCGGCUGGCACUGGAGGGGUGCGAGAGGAUUCUUGGACCCGGCCACCCAGGCACCCUAAAAAGUGUCACCAACGUGGCUAGGGUGCUGCAAUCCAAAGGAAAGUACGACGAAUCAGAGAAGAUGCAUCGGCGUGCACUGUAACAAAAACUGACGCUGGAAUCUGAUCGUGUCUGUGAGAACUUGCUCUAGAAGGGAACAGGAUUGAAACGAAGACUUUGAUUUGAGAGAGAUAAAGGAACUGACAACUUGCUACUACAACUAAGGUGGGUCAUCACAGCCCUUAAGUGCAAAGUACUAAUAGCAACUCUUCCAGGAGUCUGAACAUACACGGGCAUGUUUCCACCACUUCGCAUACCUCCUUCUCUUCUUUUCUUCACCGAUAUUUCAUUACCGGUCCUCCGGUCUUCUGUCCCAUCGCUGCCUUUACCGAUGUUCUUCCACAUUCUCUCCGAUCGCCCUCUUUACCGCUGCUUAGCGGUCAUUUCUCCGGUUCUUGCUUCACCGCUAUGGUAUGCACAUCUCUCCGCUUCUCUAAGACAACUAACUACCCCACAUUCUAUAUCUAUCAUUAUACAGUUCCUGACCGACAAGAUAUACCUCAUAGAGAAAGAAAGAAAUCACUACGGAAUGAACUCCGGAGACUAGCUCCGGAGGAAGCACCAGUGAUUAACAAUACACUAGAGCCCUGCGAGGACAUUCUUGGACCAGACCACCCAAUCACCCUAACAAGUGUCAACAACCUGGCUGGGGUGCUGCAAUCCCAAGGAAGGUACGACGAAUCAGAGAAGAUGUAUCGGCGUUCACUGGAGGGGCGCGACGAGAUCCUCGGACCAGAUCAUCCAAACACCCUAUCAAGUGUCAAAAUCCUGGCUACGGUCGUGCGGCUGCAAGGUAAGCGUGGCGAUUCA
Tuber aestivum (summer truffle) is the source of this 1007-nucleotide messenger RNA. Lineage: Eukaryota; Fungi; Ascomycota; Pezizomycetes; Pezizales; Tuberaceae. The record is from the annotation of a GenBank genome assembly.